Messenger RNA from Fusarium vanettenii 77-13-4, 765 nucleotides. RefSeq lists its product as uncharacterized. The transcript is spliced from 6 exons. Lineage: Eukaryota; Fungi; Ascomycota; Sordariomycetes; Hypocreales; Nectriaceae. Bases 1 to 765 code for a protein of 254 amino acids. The record is from RefSeq and is a predicted model, not a curated record.
AUGUCUCUUCCACCUGCCGAGAAGCUUCCUUUAUAUGCCAGUGGUGACAUCCGAGAGAAGUGGGAUCCCAAGAAGCCCGAGUAUGAGACAGAGAUCUCAGACAUCCUUGGAGAGCCAUGGAUCAUUGACAUCGAUCCCCACAAGAUCUGGCCGUACGCAGAGGAGGACAGCUGGGCCGAGAGGUACACUGGCGAAGUGAUGAGAGACUAUGUCAAAGUCGCCAUAUUCAACUUUGGAACAUUCGUCAACAAUUUGGGGGAAACUGAUUACUGCAGCUGCGAAGUGUCACCGGAUGGCGAGCAGGUCAUGAUCUUUCAUACUGAGAAGCUCGGAAUCAACAUUAACAACGCCCUCAUGACUGAUUUCGUGAAGGAGGCACUCGAUGCCGCACCUGCAGACCCUGGCCCAAUGAGCUACCGCGUGCGCAUGGAGACUCUCAAGUGCCAAGAGCGCAUCGGAGAGAAACAGGAAAAACUCAACGCCAUGCUCCAGAAGGAGGUUACUUUCGAUCCCAACUGGAUCAGGUGGUACUUUGGGGCUCUCGUGUCGAGGAUGAAUGGGGAUGGCUUUGGGACCAAUGAUGUUUUGAGGGAAGGGUUCCUUGAGGCUGUGGAGAAGAACACGAUUGUGUUUCGCGUUGUGGACAAGAUAGACGAGACGUACAAUGAGUACGUUCUAGAGGAUGGGGUGUUUUACAUCCAGACCACGCCUAGCCGAUUCGGCGUCAAAAUUGACCGCACUGGUCCUUUGGUUGAGAUUCUGUAG